CAACCAGAUCAAACCAUGACUAUCAUCCUGAAUGAUUUAUUUAAUUACACUGAUUUGUGGCAGUUGUUUGAGGAUGAGUUUGCAAAUUUCACCGGCACGCCACCCACAGAAGAAUAUCAUUAUAGUCCCUGUAAGAUGGACACUGAGACACUCAACAAGUAUGCUGUGGUCAUCAUCUAUGCCCUGGUCUUCCUGCUGAGCCUCCUGGGAAACUCCCUGGUGAUGCUAGUCAUCUUAUACAGCCGGGUGGGCCGCUCUGUCACCGAUGUCUACCUGCUGAACCUGGCCAUGGCUGACCUGCUCUUCGCCCUGACCUUGCCUAUCUGGGCCACCUCCAAGGCAAAGGGCUGGAUCUUUGGCACACCCCUGUGCAAGGUGGUCUCACUCCUGAAGGAAGUCAACUUCUACAGUGGUAUUCUACUGCUGGCCUGCAUCAGCAUGGACCGCUACCUGGCCAUUGUCCAUGCCACACGCACGUUGACCCACAAGCGGCACUGGGUCAAGUUCAUAUGUUUAGGCAUCUGGGUCCUGUCCUUGAUCCUGGCCCUGCCCAUCUUCGUCUUCCGUGAGGCUUAUCAACCACCCUACUCCAGCCCAGUCUGCUACGAGGACAUGGGUGCCAAUACGACAAAAUGGCGGAUGGUGAUGCGGGUCCUGCCCCAGACCUUUGGCUUCCUCCUGCCCCUGCUGGUCAUGCUGAUCUGCUACGGACUCACCCUGCGCACGCUCUUUGCGGCCCACAUGGGGCAGAAGCACCGGGCCAUGCGGGUCAUCUUUGCUGUCGUGCUCGUCUUCCUGCUCUGCUGGCUGCCCUAUAACCUGGUCCUGGUUGCAGACACCCUCAUGAGGGUCCGGGUGAUCGCAGAGACCUGUGAGCGCCGCAAUGACAUUGGCCGGGCCCUGGAUGCCACCGAGAUCCUGGGCUUCCUCCACAGCUGCCUCAAUCCUCUCAUCUACGUCUUCAUUGGCCAGAAGUUUCGCCAUGGACUCCUCAGGAUCAUGGCCAUCCAUGGCCUGGUCAGCAAGGAGUUCCUGGUCAAGGACGGCAGGCCUUCCUUUGUUGGCUCUUCUUCAGGGAACACUUCUACUACCCUCUGA
Molecule: messenger RNA, 1098 nt
Organism: Eubalaena glacialis (North Atlantic right whale)
Lineage: Eukaryota; Metazoa; Chordata; Mammalia; Artiodactyla; Balaenidae
Product: C-X-C chemokine receptor type 2
Exons: 1
Coding region: 16-1098 (360 amino acids)
Biological process (GO): G protein-coupled receptor signaling pathway; neutrophil chemotaxis; immune response
Cellular component (GO): membrane
Molecular function (GO): C-X-C chemokine receptor activity
Source: RefSeq, a predicted model, not a curated record